Messenger RNA from Acanthosepion pharaonis, 687 nucleotides. Lineage: Eukaryota; Metazoa; Mollusca; Cephalopoda; Sepiida; Sepiidae. The record is from the annotation of a GenBank genome assembly.
AUGUCAACCGCUACCACCACCACUACCUCAACCUCCACCACCAUCUCAACCUCCACCACCAUCUCAACCUCCACCACCACUUCAACCUCCGCCAACACCUCAACCGCUACCACCACCACUACGUCAACCUCCACCAACAUCUCAACCUCCACCACCAUCUCAACCGCUACUACCACCAUUCAACCUCCACCACCACCUUCUUGUUUUCUUUCAUUUGUUCUGGGUUUUUUUCUUCUUUUUGUUGUUGGCUUCCUAAAUUUCCUUUUUAUUCUCUUCUUUUUUUACCACCUUUCUUUCUUUGAAACUUUCUUUCUCUCUUUCUAUUUAUGUUUUCGUUUUAUACUCUACCAUAUUUUAUUUCGUAUUUACACUUCGAUUUCAUCUUCUUUCUAUCUUAAUUUCUGUAUCCAUAUUUUGACUGCUUUUCCAUCUUCCUUCCUUUCUUUCAUUCUUCCUUCUUUUCUUUCAUUCUUUCUUCUUUUCUUUCUUUCAUUCUCCCUUUUUCUUUCUUACAUUCUCUCUUCCUUUCUCUCUUUCAUUCUUCCUUUCUUUCUUGCUUUCAUUCUUUCUUUUUCUUUCUUUUUUCUUACAUUCUUUCUUUAUUUUUCUUCUUUCUUUUCUUUCUUUUUUCUUUCCUUCUUUUUCCUUUCUUUCUUUCUUUCUUUCUUACUUCCUUUCUUCCUUUAA